AUGGAGGGUCAACCAGCUAAACGUAGACGUGUUUACUCACUUGAACCCAACAAAGUGGUACAAGCAGCGUUUGCUAGAAACUACAUGAACUAUUUGGUUCCAGCUUUGAUCAAGAUUAAAGAUAGGACUACUUCUUCGGAACAUAGAAGCCAUUGUGAUAUUCACAAUGUUGUUAAGUAUGAAGUGGACAUGGCAAUGGUGUUCUCAGCCCAAGGUUUUGCAUGGAGCAAUGCUCUAAGUGUCAAGCUUCAAAGGGAUAGAGUCAAAGUAGAUAGUGACACUACUAGCUUUGAUGAAAAAAAUAAGACUGGUGAAGAUUCAUCAAGGAUUUGUGACCAAAAUGAAAUGGUUGCACUGGAUUAUUUCUCUUCAACCCCUAGUUUGAAGAAUUCUAAGUACAAGGACAUUCCAGAAAUGAAAAAGGGUUUGAGAGGAGAAGUUGAUGACGAUGACGAGAUCAUCAGUGGCCAGUUGAGGAGCCUAAGAAGGUUGAUACCCGGUGGAGAGGAAAUGUGUAAUGAACAAAUGGUGGCAGAACUGGAGAGCUAUAUAAGUUGUUUGCAAAUGCAGGUGAACAUUCUUCAAUGCCUCGCCGAGACACGUUGA
Abrus precatorius (Indian licorice) is the source of this 606-nucleotide messenger RNA. Its product is annotated as transcription factor bHLH146-like. Gene Ontology annotation, biological process: regulation of DNA-templated transcription. The transcript has a single exon. Lineage: Eukaryota; Viridiplantae; Streptophyta; Magnoliopsida; Fabales; Fabaceae. The record is from RefSeq and is a predicted model, not a curated record. Bases 1 to 606 code for a protein of 201 amino acids.